Molecule: messenger RNA, 4392 nt
Organism: Miniopterus natalensis
Lineage: Eukaryota; Metazoa; Chordata; Mammalia; Chiroptera; Miniopteridae
Gene: PLCH2
Product: phospholipase C eta 2
Biological process (GO): phosphatidylinositol-mediated signaling; release of sequestered calcium ion into cytosol; phosphatidylinositol metabolic process
Molecular function (GO): calcium ion binding; phosphatidylinositol-4,5-bisphosphate phospholipase C activity
Source: RefSeq, a predicted model, not a curated record
AUGUCCAUCCCCUGGCCAUCUCCCUCCAGCAGGGCCAAGGGAACGGUGGCCUGCCUGGCAGAGGCCCUCCUCUGGCUCGGAGGGAGCGUGGCUGUGUCCCCGUGGUGGCAGCUUGGCCCAGUAGUGGAGCGGUGCAUGAGCGCCAUGCAGGCAGGGACGCAGAUGGUGAAGCUUCGAGGCGGCUCCAAGGGCCUGGUGCGCUUCUACUUCCUGGACGAGCACCGCUCCUGCAUCCGCUGGCGGCCCUCGCGCAAGAACGAGAAAGCCAAGAUCUCCAUCGACUCCAUCCAGGAGGUGAGCGAGGGCCGGCAGUCAGAGAUCUUCCAGCGGUACCCGGAUAGCAGCUUCGAUCCCAACUGCUGCUUCAGCAUCUACCACGGCAGCCACCGCCAGUCCCUGGACCUGGUCUCGCCCAGCGGCGAGGAGGCGCGGACCUGGGUCACGGGCCUGCGCUACCUCCUGGCCGGCAUCAGCGACGAAGACAGCUUGGCCCGGCGCCAGCGCACCCGGGACCAAUAUCCUUGGUGGCUGAAGCAGACGUUCGACGAGGCCGACAAGAACGGGGAUGGCAGCCUGAGCAUCGGCGAGGUCCUGCAGCUGCUGCACAAGCUGAACGUGAACCUGCCCCGGCAGCGGGUGAAGCAGAUGUUUAAGGAGGCGGACACGGAUGCCCAGCAGGGCACCCUGGGCUUUGAGGAGUUCUGUGCCUUCUACAAGAUGAUGUCGACCCGCCGGGACCUCUACCUGCUCAUGCUGACCUACAGUGACCACAAGGACCACCUGGCUGCCGCCGACCUCCAGCGCUUCCUGGAGGUGGAGCAGAAGAUGUUGGGUGUGACACUAGAAAGCUGCCAGGACAUCAUCGAGCAGUUUGAGCCCUGCCCAGAAAACAGGAGUAAGGGGGUGCUGGGCAUUGAUGGCUUCACUAACUACACGCGGAGCCCCGCGGGAGACAUCUUCAACCCCGAGCACCACAGUGUGCACCAGGACAUGACCCGGCCGCUGAGCCACUACUUCAUUACCUCGUCCCACAACACCUACCUCGUGGGCGACCAGCUCAUGUCCCAGUCGCGGGUGGACAUGUACGCCUGGGUGCUGCAGGCCGGCUGCCGCUGUGUGGAGGUGGACUGCUGGGACGGGCCCGACGGGGAGCCCAUUGUGCACCACGGCUACACUCUGACCUCCAAGAUCCUCUUCAAGGACGUCAUCGAAACUAUCAACAAGUACGCCUUCAUCAAAAACGAGUACCCAGUGAUCCUGUCCAUCGAGAACCACUGCAGUGUGGUCCAGCAGAAGAAGAUGGCCCAGUAUCUGACGGACAUCCUCGGGGACAAGCUGGACCUGUCGUCUGUGAGCAGCGAAGACGCCACCAUGCUGCCCUCUCCGCAGAUGCUCAGGGGCAAGAUCCUGGUGAAGGGCAAGAAGCUCCCUGCCAGCAUCAGCGAGGAGGCCGAGGAGGGCGAGGUGUCCGACGAGGACAGUGCAGACGAGAUGGACGAUGACUGCAAGCUCCUCAACGGGGAUGCCUCCGUGAAUCGGAAGAGGGUGGAAAACAUCGCCAAGAAGAAACUGGAUUCCCUGAUCAAAGAGUCCAAGAUUCGGGACCGUGAGGACCUGAACGACUUCACUGUGUCCACGCUGCCCCCGUCAGGGAGACCUGGGCACAAGGCUGAGGGGAAAAAGGACAUGGAGUCUGGGGAGGACCCUGGAGCCAGCAGACGGAACAGCCGGCUCCUUGUGAGCAGCUUCUCCAAGCGCAAGAAAAAGAGCAGCAAGCUAAGGAAGGUGGCCAGCGUGGAGGAGGCGGAAGAGGACCUGGACUCCCAGGGCGGCCAGAGUCGAGGGGCUACCCGGCAGAAGAAGACCAUGCAGCUGUCCCGGGCCCUGUCCGACCUGGUGAAGUACACGAAGUCCGUGGGCACCCAUGACGUGGACACGGAGGUGGCAUCCAGCUGGCAGGUGUCGUCCUUCAGCGAGACCAAGGCCCAGCAGAUCCUGCAGCAGAAGCCGGCCCAGUACCUGCGCUUCAACCAGCACCAGCUGUCCCGCAUCUAUCCGUCCUCCUACCGCGUGGACUCCAGCAACUACAACCCGCAGCCCUUCUGGAACGCAGGCUGCCAGAUGGUUGCCCUGAACUACCAGUCGGAGGGGCGGAUGCUGCAGCUGAACCGGGCCAAGUUCAGCGCCAACGGCAACUGUGGCUACGUGCUCAAGCCCCAGAGCAUGUGCCAGGGCAUCUUCAACCCCAACUCCGAAGACCCCCUGCCCGGGCAGCUCAAGAAGCAGCUGGUGCUUCGGAUCAUCAGCGGGCAGCAGCUCCCCAAGCCGCGGGACUCGAUGCUGGGGGACCGAGGGGAGAUCAUCGACCCCUUCGUGGAGGUGGAGGUCAUCGGGCUCCCCGUGGACUGCAGCAAGGAGCAGACCCGCGUGGUGGAUGACAAUGGAUUCAACCCCAUGUGGGAGGAGACCCUGGUGUUCAUGGUGCACAUGCCCGAAAUUGCCCUGGUGCGCUUCCUUGUCUGGGACCAUGAUCCCAUCGGGCGAGACUUCAUCGGCCAGAGGACACUGGCCUUCAGCAGCAUGAUGCCAGGCUAUCGGCACGUGUAUCUGGAGGGGAUGGAAGAAGCCUCCAUCUUUGUCCACGUGGCCAUCAGUGACAUCAGCGGUAAGGUCAAGCAGGCUCUAGGCCUAAAAGGCCUGUUCCUCCGAGGCCCAAAGCCCGGCUCCCUGGACAGUCAUGCUGCUGGGCGGCCCCCUCCCCGGCCCUCUGUUAGCCAACGGCUCCUGAGGCGCACGGCCAGCGCCCCGGCCAAGAGCCAGAAGCCAGGCCACAAGGCCUUCCCGGAGCUGGUCCUGGGCACACAGGAUGCGGGCUCCGAGGGGGAGGCCCUUGACGUGGCACCCCCCAGCCCUCGGCCAGCUCCGGAGGCCCCAGCCCGGGAGGAGCCCGGAGGCCGCAGCCCCCGAGACACCCGCUCCCCCAUGCAGAGGUCCGUCUCCUCCCUGUGCAGCCUGGAAACCAUCGCGGAGGAGCCAGCCCUGGGCCCCGGCCCCCCACCUCCGCUGGCCACCCCGCCCAGCCCCUCCCAGGGAGGGCCCUGGUGCUCCACAAGCCCAGGAGCCAAAGCAGAGCGCCCCCCAGGGGCGGCUCUGGGAGCCUCCGUGCCCCUCCGGCUCAGGACUGGGAGCCAGGGCAACAUGGAACUGGCCCCCAACAGCAGGCAGCAGGCGUGCAAGGGUGGGGGCCCCAGUGGGGCCAGUGAGGGGGUUCCCAGCAGCCAGAUGGACAGCAGGGGCCACCCCCAGGCCCUGGGCCAGCUGCCCUUGGUCAGAAGGGCCAAAAGUGAGGGGCAGGUGCCCUCGGAGCCCCUGGGUGGAGGACGGCCCCUGGCCGGGCCCUCCCCUGCGCUGUACUCGGACGCCACGGGCGGAGACCGGCUAUGGCAGCGGCUGGAGCCAGGCAGCCACCCGGACAGCAUGUCCUCAUUCUCCAGCCUGUCGUCCAGUGACACGGUCAUCGACCUCUCGCUGCCAGGUCUGGGCCUGGGCCUGGGCCUGGGUCGGGAGAGCCCCUCGGGGGUCCCGGCUGGACGCCUGCCCCUGCGGCCCUGCUCGGCCUCAGCUGGCCACCCGGAUUUCCUCUCUGUGACCAAGAGCAAAUCCAACCCCAACCUGCGGGCCGCAGGCCAGUUCCCUGCAGCCCCGGAUGAGCUUCGGCCGCGGCCCCUGGCCCCUCAGCCGCCCUGGGGCUGCCUCCCCCUGGCAGGCCUCAGGGACUGCCCCGGGUCAGCCAAGUCCAAGAGCCUAGGGGACCUGACCGCUGACGACUUUGCCCCCCGCGUCGAGGGCCUGGGGAGAAGCCUGGGGUGCUGCCUGGGCCCAGCUGGGGAGGGGCCGGCGGGGCGGGUGGCACAGCGGGACCCCCUGACGGAGCAGCUGCGCUGGCUCACAGGGUUCCAGCAGGCGGGAGACAUCACAUCACCCACCAGCCUGGGCCCAGCCGGGGAGGUGGCAGCGGGGGGCUCUGGCUUCCUGCGCCGCUCCUCCCGCAGCCAGAGCCGGGUGCGCGCCAUCGCCAGCCGAGCCCGCCAGGCCCAAGAGCGGCAGCAGCGGCGGCAGGGCCCUCGGGGACUCCCGGAGGAGGAGCGGGGCACCCCUGAGGGCGCCUGCUCUGUGGGCCAGGAGGGCUUCGGGGAUGCGCCAGCCCCUAAGAGCGCCCCCGGCCUCCUGCUCAGACUCUGACCCAGCGGCCAACGCGGCUUCAGCCGUCCUCCCCGCGCCCAGCGGCCGGGGGCCCCGUGUUUGCGCAGGACAUGGAGUGCGCUGGCCCCUGAAGCUGUGUGCCCCUUGGUGCCCCUUUUCUCUGCCCCCGGCCUCUUCUGGGAGGAAGGA